UGUUCUAUGAAAGGAAAAAGGAAAAUAAUGCAUACGAAUGAGCAGCUGUAAGCGGCUACAGGUACUCAACUCUCACAUUUCCGGUGCUCCCCAACAGUCUUCUGCGAUGGCGUCUGAGAAAGACGCAGCUCUUGCUGCCGUUGCCUCCGACUCUCCCACCAUCUUUGACAAGAUUAUUAACAAGCAAAUACCAGCAAAUGUGGUUUAUGAGGAUGAUAAGGUUCUUGCAUUCAGGGACAUUGCUCCUCAAGCACCAACACACAUUUUGCUUAUUCCAAAAGUUAGGGAUGGUUUGACUGGUCUGUCUAAGGCUGAGGAGAGGCAUUGUGAGAUUCUUGGUCAUCUUCUGUACACUGCAAAGGUUGUAGCAAAGCAAGAAGGUCUUGAAGAAGGUUUCAGAAUUGUGAUCAAUGAUGGACCAAAUGGGUGCCAAUCUGUUUACCAUCUUCAUGUUCACCUCCUUGGGGGACGACAAAUGAACUGGCCACCUGGCUAAUCUAAUAUGGCAUUUCCCUCACUACUCAAAAAAGCCUAGUUGUUUGAUAUUAUUGACUGAAUUGUAAUGCACAUUUAUGGGCUGUGUUUGCCUUGAAAUUUAAACCAAUUAGCAGGACCCCCCUACUAUUAAUGGCAAUGUUCAUAAUAAUAAUAAAUCUAGGCUUUGAGUACA
Molecule: messenger RNA, 670 nt
Organism: Lactuca sativa (garden lettuce)
Lineage: Eukaryota; Viridiplantae; Streptophyta; Magnoliopsida; Asterales; Asteraceae
Gene: HIT3
Product: HIS triad family protein 3
Molecular function (GO): catalytic activity
Source: RefSeq, a predicted model, not a curated record